AUUCAUCAAGAGGCACGGUGGAAAGUAGUUCAAGACACCCACUGUCGGUGCCUCAUAAAAAGCAGAUUUACAAUAAGGAAGGGGGUGGGCAGAGCUGGAAAUAUUACUUCCCAGUUUUAAUCAUAUAAUUUACUGUAAAAAUUUAUUUCCUUUUUUUUUUUUUAAAAAAAAAGCGUCUUUUAAUUUCUGUAUAACUCAGCAUUCAAAUAUUUCUUUACUCCCACCAUAGUGGAUACAUUUAUCGGAUGAUAAUUAUUUGAACUACAUCUUCCAGCAUCCUAUGCUGAAAGGGUGGGCUGGAGUCUGUGAGCAUUCAUUCUACAGUCUUUCUUCAUCAGCUUCCCUUACAGCAGACAGAGACAGGACAAAAGGAUCUCAGCUGGAAAAAAUACAAUUACAUGCGAUCCGCGGUUCACCGUUUAGCUCGUAGAUCUGUUCUCUUUUGUUUUGUGGCCACGGUGCAAGUUCGUUCCAGGUUUCCAGAAUGAGUGAACUGGAACAGUUACGGCAAGAAGCAGAGCAACUGCGGAAUCAAAUUCGAGAUGCCCGGAAAGCUUGCAGUGACACAACGCUUGUUCAGAUCACAGCAAGUUUGGACUCUGUAGGUCGAAUUCAAAUGCGAACGCGUCGCACACUGAGGGGCCACCUAGCAAAAAUCUAUGCUAUGCACUGGGGAUCAGACUCCAGGCUAUUGGUCAGUGCAUCACAAGAUGGAAAGUUAAUUAUUUGGGACAGUUACACAACAAAUAAGAUGCAUGCCAUCCCUCUGCGAUCCUCCUGGGUUAUGACUUGUGCAUAUGCUCCAUCUGGAAAUUAUGUUGCUUGUGGGGGAUUAGACAACAUCUGCUCCAUCUACAACCUAAAAACGAGAGAAGGCAACGUACGAGUGAGCAGAGAGUUACCUGGCCACACAGGUUACUUAUCAUGCUGCCGCUUCCUUGAUGAUAAUGAAAUUGUUACAAGCUCAGGAGACACAACCUGUGCUCUUUGGGACAUAGAAACUGGCCAACAGACAACAACUUUCACAGGACACACUGGAGAUGUUAUGAGUCUGUCUUUGAGCCCUGACAUGAGAACUUUUGUUUCUGGUGCUUGUGAUGCUUCAUCUAAGCUUUGGGACAUCCGAGAUGGGAUGUGCAGGCAGUCAUUCACUGGACACGUAUCUGAUAUUAAUGCAGUAUGCUUCUUUCCCAAUGGACACGCGUUUGCGACUGGCUCUGAUGAUGCUACCUGUAGACUGUUUGACCUGCGCGCCGACCAGGAACUGAUGAUGUAUUCUCACGACAAUAUCAUUUGCGGUAUCACUUCAGUAGCAUUCUCCAAAAGCGGGCGUCUGUUACUAGCUGGAUAUGAUGACUUCAAUUGUAAUGUGUGGGACACCUUGAAGGGAGAAAGAGCAGGAGUCCUUGCUGGCCACGACAACCGCGUAAGCUGUUUAGGUGUAACCGAUGAUGGCAUGGCUGUAGCUACAGGGUCUUGGGACAGUUUCCUCAGAAUCUGGAAUUAACUGGGAGGAAGAUUACCGGUCUUGUACAUUCUCCACCAAGAUCUGGAGAGAUCAAUGCUGCAGCCUAUAGCUGUGAAAUAACAUUUCUACCUUGUAUUUGCAGGUGAAGUUUUUUCUAUUCACUGAUUAUUAUUACACAAAAAGGCUUUCUUUUCAACUAGUAAAAAUCAAGUGAAGUCAUAACGGUUUAAAGGGGAAAAGAGCAUUGAUGACUAUUUAAAAGGGGCUAGCACACAGGAUCAUGGUGACCAAGAAUCUAGGAGCCAGUCUUUGUUUGUGGUUUGGUUAAGUUGUUUAACCCUUUUGCUGCUAGAAAAGUCAGUCUGCAAUUGGGGGCCUUUCCAGCAGCUAUAUGGUUAAAGGAUUUCUGCUUUGUGCUCAAAGUCUGCUGAGUCUGUACUUUUUUUAUUAUUAUUAUUUUUUGUACAUAACUGAAUGUACACACUAUAGCAGCCGAUCAUGUAUGGUUUGUAUGUAAAAGAAAAAAAA
Molecule: messenger RNA, 1996 nt
Organism: Xenopus tropicalis (tropical clawed frog)
Lineage: Eukaryota; Metazoa; Chordata; Amphibia; Anura; Pipidae
Gene: gnb4
Product: guanine nucleotide binding protein (G protein), beta polypeptide 4
Exons: 10
Coding region: 485-1507 (340 amino acids)
Biological process (GO): signal transduction
Source: RefSeq, a predicted model, not a curated record